CCUGCCCUGCCUCCCGCCCGCCUGCCUCUGCCUCCGCCUUCUGGGAGGCUGGAGCCGGUGCGGGGCGGUUCGGCCCGGCGGGAGGCGAUCCGGGGAGGUGCGGGGGGCCUGGGCGGGAGCCCGGAGGCGCGGCCGGUAUGGAAGCGCUGUUGCUGGGCGCGGGGCUGCUGCUGGGCGCCUACGUGCUGGUCUAUUACAACCUCGUGAAGGCCCCGCCCUGCGGUGGCACAGCCAGCCUGCGCGGCCGCACGGCUGUGGUCACGGGCGCCAACAGCGGCAUCGGGAAGAUGACGGCGCUGGAGCUGGCGCGCCGGGGCGCGCGCGUGGUGCUGGCCUGUCGUAGCCGGGAGCGUGGCGAGGCGGCGGCCUUCGACCUCCGCCAGGAGAGUGGGAACAAUGAGGUCAUCUUCAUGGCUUUGGACUUGGCCAACCUGGCCUCCGUGCGGGCCUUUGCCACUGCCUUCCUGAGCUCUGAGCCACGGCUGGACAUCCUCAUCCACAAUGCCGGGAUCAGUUCCUGCGGCCGGACCCACGAGCCAUUUAACCUGCUACUGCGAGUGAAUCACAUUGGCCCCUUCUUGCUGACACAUCUGCUGCUGCCGCGGCUGAAGACAUGCGCCCCUAGCCGCGUGGUGGUGGUAUCCUCAGCCGCCCACCGGCGGGGGCACCUCGACUUCACCCGCCUGGACUGCCCAGUGGUGGGCUGGCGGCAGGAGCUGCGGGCAUAUGCCGACAGUAAGCUGGCCAACGUAUUAUUUGCCAGGGAGCUCGCCACUCAGCUUGAGGGCACUGGUGUCACCAGCUAUGCGGCCCAUCCAGGGCCUGUGAACUCAGAGCUAUUCCUGCGCCACGUUCCUGGAUGGCUGAGCCCACUUCUGCGCCCACUAGCUUGGCUGGUGCUGCGGACACCCAGAGGGGGCGCCCAGACACCCCUGUACUGCGCUCUGCAGGAGGGCAUUGAAUCCCUCAGUGGGAGAUAUUUUGCCAAUUGCCACGUGGAGGAAGUGCCCCCAGCUGCCAGGGAUGACCAAGCAGCUCACCGGCUAUGGGAGGCCAGCAAAAGGCUGGCCGGGCUUGGACCUGGCCAGGGUGCCCAACCUGAUGAAGACCCCCAGUCUGAGGACCCAGGGCCCCCAUCUUCCCCGAGCAGCCCCCUCCCUGAGGAACCCACAGUUUCUGAACCCCACCCCAGCCCUCAGAAUUACAUGUCUAAGGUCACACGCCGAAUUCAGGUUAAAACUGAACCUGAGCCCUAAAUCUCCUAAUCCCCAGGUCGGAGUGCUUUCCAAUUACACUUAGUGGCCCUUGAAAACCCGAACUGCAUGCCAGGCCGUGCUUUGGGCACUGAGGGAUUUGCAGUUUUUACCUCCAUGGUUCCUUUAUGGAGCUUCAAGUUGUGUUCUUAUGAGCGGUCGUUUCCUGGUGGAAGUAAAUCGUGGGCGAUGCUUUC
Messenger RNA from Suricata suricatta (meerkat), 1450 nucleotides. RefSeq names its product dehydrogenase/reductase 13 (gene DHRS13). Lineage: Eukaryota; Metazoa; Chordata; Mammalia; Carnivora; Herpestidae. The transcript is spliced from 5 exons. The record is from RefSeq and is a predicted model, not a curated record. Bases 138 to 1256 code for a protein of 372 amino acids.